This is a messenger RNA of Pyricularia pennisetigena, 2181 nucleotides long. RefSeq lists its product as uncharacterized. Gene Ontology annotation, molecular function: double-stranded DNA binding; damaged DNA binding; telomeric repeat DNA binding. Lineage: Eukaryota; Fungi; Ascomycota; Sordariomycetes; Magnaporthales; Pyriculariaceae. The record is from RefSeq and is a predicted model, not a curated record. Gene Ontology annotation, cellular component: nucleus; Ku70:Ku80 complex. Gene Ontology annotation, biological process: cellular response to X-ray; double-strand break repair via nonhomologous end joining; cellular response to gamma radiation. Bases 1 to 2181 code for a protein of 726 amino acids. The transcript is spliced from 6 exons.
AUGGCUGAUAAAGAGGCGACGGUCUAUAUCAUCGACCUCGGGUCGUCGAUGGGAGACUGCAACAACGGCCGUACCGAAUCCAACCUGGACUGGAGCAUGCGCUAUGUCUGGGACAAACUAUGCACCACAACUGCCGCAUCACGCAAGACGUGGCAGGUCGGCGUGGUGGGCGUGCGGACGGAUGCUACUGACAAUCCCCUGGACGACGCCGGUGACCAGGGCUACAACAACAUAUCUGUUCUCCAAAACGUCGCUCCCAUGACGCUAUCUGCUCUCAAGUCGUUGCAGGACAAACUGGUCCCUAGCAGCACUUCAGAUGGUGAUGUUGUCUCGGCAGUCGUGGUGGCAAUCGCCAUGAUCGACGAGGCGGCGCCUCAGCGACUUAAGUACAAGCGCAAAAUUGUCCUCGUUACCGAUGGGCAGGGAGCAAUCGAUGGUGAUUCACUGGGCGAGAUAGCUGAGCGCAUCAAUCAGUUGAACAUUGAAAUUACAAUCAUAGGAGUAGACUUUAAUGACCCUGAUUAUCCAUUUAAAGAGGAAGACAAGCCUCAACUAAAGGCCAGAAACGAGAAGCUACUCAAGUCUCUUUCUACUCACUGCAAAGACAGUGUCUAUGGCACGAUGAUCGAAGCUGUGGAAGAACUUAAUACGCCCAGGAUCAAAUCGACAAAGCCUUACAAAAGCUUUGACGGCCAACUAACACUUGGUGACCCUGAGGCAUACAAGGAGAGUGCUCUGAGUAUUCAUGUUGAAAGAUACUUCAAGACGAAACAGGCCAGGCCGAUUACUGCAAGCAACGUCAUGGUCAAGUCGGAGACGGGGGCUACACAGUCAGGACAGGAUGUAGAGGGCGGCGAUGGGCUGGGUGGCCAGUUCGCCGAUUUGAAGACGGCUAGGAAUUACAAGGUCCUCGACCCGGAUGCCCCAGGUGGCAAGCGUGAUGUUCCUCAAGAGGAACUGGCCAGGGGUUACCUAUAUGGCAGGACUGCGGUUCCGAUGCCCGAGUCCGAGUUCAACAUAACCAAGCUCGAGACCAAAAAGAGCUUCGCAAUACUUGGCUUUAUUGCAUGGGAAAAGUACGAGAGAUUCCUGAACAUGGGAGAAUCAUCCGUCAUUUUCGCCUCAAAGUUCAAUGAGAAAGACGAGCUCGCCUUUUCGGCUCUGGUCAAUGCGCUAUACGAGACGGAGUCACAUGCGAUAGCUAGACUGGUCGCCAAGGACGGCAAAGAGCCCCAGCUUCUGCUGCUGAUGCCUCACAUAGACUUAGAUAUUGAGUGUCUUUACGAUGUUCCUCUGCCGUUCGCAGAGGACAUUCGAUACUAUCAAUUUCCACCGCUGGACAAAGUCGUCACAAUUGGUGGCCAGAGUCUCACAAAGCACAGGCUACUACCAAGCGAGGAGCUGGAGAAAGCCAUGAGCGACUAUGUAGAUGCUAUGGAUAUUUCGGCAGCUGGUGGGGAUGAUCAGGAGCCCCAAGAAUACGCUCCGAUUGAAGACACAUACUCGCCCAUAAUUCAUCGUGUCAACCAGGCCAUUCGCUUCCGCGUGGUAUACCCAGAUAAGCCGCUUGAUUUGGACUCUGAGGUGCUUACAAGAUACUCGGUUCCACCUCGUAAGGUCACUUCCCAGGCCAAAGACCAAAUAAACAAGCUCAUAAAGGUCGCCGAUGUCAAGAAAGUGCCUCCAAAGGCAAAGGGCAAACGGCAACGCGAGGUUGUCAAGCCGAUUUCAGGCCUCGAUGUCGACGCCUUGUUGAACAAUUCGGGCAACGGAUCCAGCAGGGCAAAGCGGGCCAAAAUAUCUGCCGAGAAUUCAGUGCCCGAGUUCAAGCAGAUGCUAGCAUCGGCUGAUAAGGUGGCGACAAUUGAGAACGCUGCCAAGCAAAUGGGCGAGGUAGUAAUAUCAUUCAUCAAUACCAGCAUGGGUGAUAUGAACUAUGACCGCGCCGCAGAAAACAUACGCGUUAUGAGGGACGAGCUUGUUGCGCUGGAGGAGCCUGUGUUCUACAACGACUUUUUGAAGUCUCUCAAGACCAAGAUUGUAUCGGGAGAACUGAACGGGGACAGGCGCGAGAUGUGGUGGAGGAUCAAGUUCGAAAAGCUCGGUUUGAUCACGCAAAAGGAGUCUGAGGUGUCCAGCGUCACAGAAGAUGAGGCCGCCCAGUUUUUCAAAAAAUCAUGA